UGGACGGUGGGUGUACAAAGACGAGAACAAAAAGAAGUCAACGAAUUAUUUUGAUUAUUGGAAUCAGACCGUCAGUUUCUAGAGAUAAAUUUCUUUUUUGAGGCAAAGGAAAUCUAUUCUGAACAUCUAAAUAGCACGAUUUGCUUCUUAAGUAUUCGCACAAUAUUAUGCCUCUUUUCGAUUCGGUGUUGCAAGAAAAACCUGCAAUUGUGCUGGAAAUUGGUCAUGCAUUCACUAAAUUGGGCUUUGCCGGUGAAUCCCACCCUCGCAGUAUCAUUCCGUCAGAAGUGUUGGAACAUAAAUCAAAAAAUUCCGGACAAACAGCUGCUAGCAAAAAACUGCUCGAUUACGCUAAUGAGUCCGAACUGUACGAUCAGUUGGUAGAUUUUCUGAAAACCAUUUUCUUCAAAUACGUUUUGGUCAGCCCCAAGGAACGCAAGGUGGUGAUUGUGGAAUCUGUGCUUUGGCCUACACAGAUUCGAGAGAAUCUGGCCAGGGCACUUUUUUGUCAUUUUGACGUGUCAUCGAUUUUCUACGUACCAAUCCAUUUGGUUGUUUUAGCUACGUUGGCAGUAGAUACGGCACUCGUUGUGGAUAUUGGGUACAAGGAAGCAGUGGUUGUUCCUGUGUACAGUGGAGUUCAAGCAGUGUUUGCUUGGGAAGCACAGCCCUUGGCUGCAGAAGCAGUGCAUGAACAUAUAAAGGGUGAAUUAAUUUUGAAUGGAAUAGAUGAACAGUUGCUGACAGACUACGUCAUUGAAGACAUUAAGGUUCGAACCUGCUUCGUUACGACCAGAGAGCGGGCAAUCAAAUGGCGUAGUGACGAAAAACCGGUGGCUUGUCCGGAAGUUGAUUAUCCCGUUAAAGGAGAUGAAACUAUCAAGAUUCCUGGCGUAAUUCGAGAAACGGCAUUUGAAGUGCUUUUCCCAGAUGAUAACGAUCAUCUCAACUUGGCAAACAUAAUUCUCAAUUCAAUACUGAAAUGUCCGAAGGACAUGCGUAAAGCGUUGGCCGAGAAUAUUGUACUCAUAGGCGGAUCGACGAUGGUUUUGGGAUUGGCAGCUCGCCUGAAGCAGGAGCUGCUGGCUUUGUUGGAGUCUGAACAAUACAGCGAUAAACUUUUUGUCAAAACGUUCAAAUUCCACAAACCUCCGUCCAAGGCGAAUUUUACCGCUUGGCUUGGAGGGUCUAUCUACGGGGCAACAGAUCUGGUAUUAUCGAAGUCCAUCGCACGGGAGGCAUACAGCAAACAUCAACAACUACCAGACUUUAUCAACUAUGAUGAAGUGCGGUCUCACGGCCGGAUUUAGCCAGGUUGGAUGUGUAAACACAUAUAUCUAUCUCAUAUAAAAUGUUUAACAAUUUACUUCAAAACCUAAUAAACUACGGAUGGUGGUGA
Molecule: messenger RNA, 1399 nt
Organism: Topomyia yanbarensis
Lineage: Eukaryota; Metazoa; Arthropoda; Insecta; Diptera; Culicidae
Gene: Arp10
Product: actin-related protein 10
Exons: 2
Coding region: 168-1310 (380 amino acids)
Biological process (GO): retrograde axonal transport of mitochondrion
Source: RefSeq, a predicted model, not a curated record